Molecule: messenger RNA, 456 nt
Organism: Purpureocillium takamizusanense
Lineage: Eukaryota; Fungi; Ascomycota; Sordariomycetes; Hypocreales; Ophiocordycipitaceae
Exons: 2
Coding region: 1-456 (151 amino acids)
Source: RefSeq, a predicted model, not a curated record
AUGAGGGCCGUCGCCAGUACACAAGAGUACGGCGAUAUUGGGAUGACAAGCAACCUGAACUGGACCUGCGUGCUUUGCAUCGUACAAACUUGCCUUUCGCUGCUCCAGCAGAGCCAAGACGGCUGGUCGAGACGCAUAACACGCGUGUUCGAGCAACUUGGCAGAAGCGACGAGUCGACCAUGUCCUCCGGCGGUGCGACUCCGAUGACGAUGUCGGGCCCUUCGGACGCUUCCUCGGCGAACACAUCCCCAAGAGCGAUGGUUUAUAGCAACACGACCAGCCCAGCAUCGUGUCAUGUGGAGACGAGACCGGCGACCGCCCUCCCAUAUCCCGACUACGUACCGGAUGAGGGCGAGCUGGAGAGGCGACGGUUAGGAGAAGCCCAGCCACAACUCGUACCGACAGAGGUGUUUCUGAACAAGUACUUUGCCACGACGAGACCGAAUGCUCGUUGA